Molecule: messenger RNA, 1748 nt
Organism: Heteronotia binoei (common prickly gecko)
Lineage: Eukaryota; Metazoa; Chordata; Lepidosauria; Squamata; Gekkonidae
Gene: C4H9orf40
Product: chromosome 4 C9orf40 homolog
Exons: 2
Coding region: 134-664 (176 amino acids)
Source: RefSeq, a predicted model, not a curated record
ACGUUGUCCACCAGGGGUCAUCAGAAAGCGCUAGAGCCGAAAUGUGGUAGGCCGCUUGCGCUCCCACUCAGCCCCGCCUCCGUUCUCGAACCGACCGCGUACGAGGAGUUCUUGGGGCGCGCUAAGAGUGGCGAUGACUAAGCGGGGAGCAGAGGCAGUGGCCUUCCAUACGCCCUGGGAGACCUUCGUGUCUCACAGGCCAUCGAAACGAGGGCGGAGCGAACCUGGGCUAAGGGAGGUGCGAUGUGGGAAAACGCCCUGGAGCGGAGGCGGCUGCAAGAAACGGAAGCGGGCGGAAGAGGACGAGGAAACUUCUGGAAAGGGGCCCACCGCCUUGAAGCGGAGCAGACCUCAGGAAGAGCAGGUGCCUCUGGCAAGUACCAGUGGCUGGGAAGGAACGAGGACGCGGCGGCAAGAGCAGCCUGGAACGCUGCCGGAGGAUGAAGAGGAGGCUGGAUCGGGAGAAUCCCCAGCGCAUCCUUGGAACCCCAAAGCAUCGAUGGCUGAAGAGCAUCAAGAUGACGUUUGGCACUACAACUCCUUCCAGUAUUGGAGGUCUCCAUUACCUGCCAUUGAUUUGUCUGAUAUUCUCAAUUUAGAAAAAGAGAACAUGGUCAAAACAAGACACGCUAGCAGGUCUGGCAUUUCAGAAAUGGAAACUUGAAAAAUGACCUAUUGGCAAAUGUAUUUGCAGAAGCUGGUGUCUGUUUAGGUUCUAUUAUUACUUGAGGAAAGUAAGCAGAUGUGUUAAUUCUGGUGAAGAAGAGUAUGUUUUGAAGAAGAAACAACAGAAUUCAUCAGUAAGCCAACGGCAUACAGAAAGAAGAGAGAAGAGAUGGCACUCAGAUGACUGUGGGAUUAUUUGAAAACAGAUACAUAGAGAGAAAUAGAUGACUUUGUAGCUUGAAAAAUGAACAUCACAGGUGAGGAAGGGUGUGUUAAUGUGCGGCUGCAGUAUAUGAAUGAAGUUUUGAAUCUGUCUUCUUUGUUAUUGUUAGAUCAGCUUAACCAAAAAUAAAAAUAAGCACUUCUAUGCAAACUGAAAUUUAGACUGGCAAUUAUUUGCCUGCAAGAAUUGCCAUUGUAUAACUUUUUAUUUAUUAUUGUUUGAGGAAUCGCUAUGCUUCUUCCUCUUCUUUUUUGUAGAAGUAAUCAAGAAGUGUUAUGUUUUAUUCUGUGGACUAUGAUUGAUAAAAAAAGUGAAUUAUUCAAUGUAAUGUGAAAUCAUGGGCAUUCUUUGUAGGAUCCAGUCCAGAAGGUAUUCUAGUCCUGCAUAGUUGAAAGCUUUGUUUCUUCGUGUAAUUGUUCUGUGACUUUUGAUUGACUGUGCUAGAAAGGAUCAUCAGCAGAGCUGCUGUAAACCAGCAUGGGCCUUCAGACAAAGUUUUUUUCUACUCCCACUACCCAGGCCCAGCCCAGACAUAAAGUAUCUAGGGUUUUUUGGGCCCCUGGACAUUUAUUAAUCCAGUUCCCCCUUUGUCAGUGGCCCUAGUGGUCUGAAACAGUUUAUGAUUACGUAGCAACAUUAGGGCUUUCAAAUGUCCAUCUUCAAGUUGUAAACAUUUCUUUGUUAAUACAGUGUGACUGCGUUGGCGUAUCUGAUUAAAUCUUUUAACUGAGAAUUGAAUUCGUCAUUAGAACUUUGCCAAUCAAGUAGUGAGUUUGUACUGAUUAGUCUUUAUUUUGAUAAUCUUAUAUUCUGUCUGCUUUCUGGAUACUGUGCUAGUAAACAUUUUUGGGGGGAGAAA